CGCAGUGGUAGUGGAUAGAUCGCAGGCUUGUGAAUGAAUGUAGUUAGUCAAACACUAUGAAGCAUGAUAAUGUGUAGAGGAAUGACCUGAAGCCGGAGUCUUCCCAUUCUGAUCGCCAAAGCGGGUAUCAGUCAACUGCGGAGCGUUGCUUGAAAAGGGAGUACACAAACGACAUCGUGUUUCAUUAUUUUUUAUUGUGGUUUUUGUGACAGUGCAAUCUUGCACAUUGAAGACAGUGCUUUUUCAUUGACAUUGACUUGAGAUCUAGUUCUUCAGAUAAAGUGAUAUCACUAUAAGAAACUGUUUAUUGUUACUGUAUAAAAUGCGCUCGAAAUUAUCUCUAGAGCAGCUCAAUGCGCUCACACCAAGCGAGUUUCACAAAGUGUUUGAAAACGUAGUGGAAUGCUGGCCCGAAGCAGCGAUCUUCUGCUCCGCCAUGCUGCCGUUCAAAAGUUUUGAGGCCAUGAUCACAAUUUUUGAGAAUUAUCUCCAACGGCUAAGCAUGGAAAAUAAGCUUCGAAUUUUGCGAUUGCACCCAGAUUUGGCUGGUAAACUGUUGGACACUCACCAGUUGACAGAGGAGUCAAGCUUGGAACAAGCCAGCGCUGGGUUGGAUAAGCUGACACCUGGAGAUAAGAAACGACUGACCAUGCUGAAUGAAGAGUACAAGGAGAAAUUUGGAUUUCCAUUUGUGGUUUGUGUUCGAGAGGCAUCCAAGUUUGAAGCGAUCCUUGCUGGUGUUACAAAACGAAUCAGCAACAACCCGGAGCUAGAGCUUGAAAUUGGCAUUGGAGAAGUGAAGAAAAUUUGUAGAUUAAGAAUAUUGGAAUUAGUCAAUAAACUAUAAAAAAUA
Messenger RNA from Aedes albopictus (Asian tiger mosquito), 853 nucleotides. Its product is annotated as 2-oxo-4-hydroxy-4-carboxy-5-ureidoimidazoline decarboxylase. The coding region runs from base 323 to 847 and encodes 174 amino acids. Gene Ontology annotation, cellular component: peroxisome. The record is from RefSeq and is a predicted model, not a curated record. Gene Ontology annotation, molecular function: 2-oxo-4-hydroxy-4-carboxy-5-ureidoimidazoline decarboxylase activity. Lineage: Eukaryota; Metazoa; Arthropoda; Insecta; Diptera; Culicidae. The transcript is spliced from 3 exons. Gene Ontology annotation, biological process: allantoin metabolic process; urate catabolic process.